CAUUGAAGAAGAAGAAGAACCUUUUCGGUUGGAAACCUUUACUGGAUAAGCGUUUUCCUACCGGAGCGUUAUUCCGGCUGCUUCAGCAGAAUAACUUACAUUCAUCAAAGCAAUGAGAAGAGAAAAGCAUGUUACGGAAGCUGUGCUGUGUGAUUCUACUCAUCAUCCAGCGGGAUACAGAAAGUACACAGGUGAUUGGAGGAUGGAGGACUGUGGUACAGGGGGAGGAUGUGGACUUAUACUGCAGACUGAUAGAGACAACUGAGGACCUCGAACAGAUAACAUGGCAGAAAAGUACUGCGGAAGAAACACAGAACCAUAAUUUUAUGCUGAUUCAUCCCAAUGGGGGUACUAAAUUUAUUGCACCGAAUGGAUUGAGUGGUAGAGUCCAGUUUAUUGGGAACCCAUCAGAGAACCUUGGAUCUAUUCGAAUAACAGCUGUCAGACUGUUGGAUGAAGGCACCUUCACAUGUAUCUUCAGUGUUUUCCCCAGUGGAGCAUACAUUACAGAGAUACUUCUGACUGUGCUAGUUCCUCCAGUGGUGAGUGUGACAGUUGAUGUUGCUCCUGUCAUUGGUGAGAAUGAGGUUGUCUUGGCAACCUGCGUGGCUGCUGGUGCCAAGCCACAGGCAGAAGUGACAUGGAAGACCGGUGAAUUCGGCAGUUUGUUCAGGACAGUGACUAACUCCACCCAGCACACCAACGGAACCACCACAGUACUCAGCCACCUGCUCGGGGUACCAACCAAGGCAGCCAAUCAGCAGCAGGUCCAGUGUGUGGUUAACCAGUCUGCCCUGGCAACAGAGAAGACCUACAACUACAGCAUAAACAUCUACUAUCCACCUCAGUCAUUGAACAUUACCCUUAGUGAGACCUCUAAAGCCACAGUCUUACUAUGUGUAGCAGACGGCAACCCACACCCCAACUACACCUGGAGCAGAGUGGUCCAGCCAUGGCCUGGGUCUUCAGUGAGAGCAGAGGGAGACAAACUGCACUUCCUCAGUCUCAGCUCUGAGCUGAAUGGUCUCUUUGUCUGUGAGGCCUCCAACCCCUACGGACGAGCAACUGGCUUCCUUUAUGUACACACAUCCUCUGAGACAUCUGCUGCCUGUUGGGUUCUACUGGUCAUUCUAUGUCUGAUUGUUUCUGCUGCACUUGGAUGGUUCUGGUGGAAAUACGGACAGUUUCCUUGGAGUUCAAUAAUGGCCAAGGCACCAGAACAGACUAUAUCAGUAUCUUCCAAGACGAGGAGACAUGACAAGGUUGAGGAAGGUGAAGAUGACUCAUUGGCUGCAACUGUCCAAACCAGGAAGGAGCCUGAGGAAGAGGAAGAAGUAUCAUGAUGACAUUGGAAACCUCUACUCCAUCACCGCUUCACCCAGUGCUGGUCCUCGUUUCAGAUUUUUGUUCCCCUCUCGUGGAUUCCGCCUUGCCGUGGUUGAGGGGCUUUAUUGCUUCAGCGGGAACAUCAACUCUCCUGUAUGUAUGUACAGUAUGAAUGUACAGUAUGUAUGUACAGUGCUUUCAGAAAGUGUUCAUACCACUUGACUUAUAUUUUGAUGUGUUGCAGCCUGAAUUUAAAAUGAAUAAAACAUAUUUUUUCCUCACUCAUCUACACAUAAUGACAAAGUGAAAACAUAUUUUUUGAAAAUGAAAUACAGAAAUAUCGAAUUUACAUAAGUAAUCACACACAUAAGUAAAUACAUGCUAGAAUCACCUUUGGCAGUGAUUACAGCAUUAAGUCUUUCUGGGUAAGUCUCUAAGAGCGUUGCACACCUGGAUGUACAAUAUUUGGACAUUAUUACAAUUCUUUAAGCUCUGUAAAGUCGGUUAUUUAUCACUGCUAGACAGCCAUUUUCAAGUCUUACCAUAGAUUUUCAAGCCAGAAUAAGUAAAAACGUUAACUAGGCCACUCCCGAACAUGUAAUGUCGUCUUGGUACGUAACUCCAAUGUAUAUUUGGUCUUGUGUUUUAGGUUAUUGUUCUGCUGUAAUGGGAAUUUGUCUCCCAGUAUCUGUUGGAAAUCAGACUGAACCAGGUUUUCCUCUAGGACACUGCCUGUGCUUAGCUCUAUUCCAUUUAUUUUUAUACAAAAUAACUCCCUGGUCCUUGCCGAUGACAAGCAUACCCAUAACAUGAUGCAGCCACCACCAUGCUUGAAAAUAGAGUAUGAAGAGUGGUUCUCAGCGAUGUUUUGUGUUGGAUUUGCCCCAAACAUAAUACUUUGUAUUCAGGACAUAAAGUUAAUUUCUUUUCACUUUAGGAUGCACAAGAUGCAUGUUUUGGAAUAUUUUUUUCUGUAGAAAGUUUCCUACUUUUCACUCUGUCAUUUAGGUUAGAAUUGUGGAGUAACUGCAAUCCAUCCUCAGUUUUCUCCUAUCACAGCCACUAAACUCUGUAACUGUUUCAAAAUCACCAUUGGUCUAAUGACAUCCCUGAGCGGUUUCCUUCCUCUACUACGGCAACUGAGUUAGAAAGGACGCCUGUAUCUUUGUAGUGACUGUGUGUAUUGAUACACCAUCCACAGUGUAAUUAAUAACUUCACCAUGCUCAAAGGGAUAUUCAAUGUGUCUGCUUUUUUUUACCUGUCGACCAAUAGGUGCCCUUCUUUGCAAGGCAUUGGAAAACCUCCAUGGUCUUUGUUGUUCAAUCAGUGUUUGAAAUUCACUGCUAGACUGAGGGACCUUAUAGUAACUGUAUGUGAGGAGUACAGAGAUGAGGUAGUCAUUCAAAAAAUCAUUUGAAACACUAUUAUUGGACACAGAGUGAGUCCAUGUAACUUAUGUGACUUGUUAAGUAACUUUUUUUCUCCUGAACUUAGUAACUUUUUUUUUCUCCUGCCAUAACAAAGGAGUUGAAUAAUUAUUGACUCAAGACAUUUCAGCUUUUCAUGUAUUUUUUGAAUCAUAUUUCCACUUUGACAUUAUGGGGUAUGAUGUGUAGGCCAGUGACACAACAUCUAAAUGUAAUACAUAUUACAUUCAGACUGUAAAACAACAAAAUGUAGAAAAUGUCAAGGGGUGUGAAUACUUUCUGAAUGAACUGUACUGUACGUGUUGAAGCCAACUAAAGGGAGUCCUGGUAUAAGCUAAAUGACAUAUGUAUGAAAUGGAGAACCUUGUCAGUUACAACUACUGUACACACACCUUUGGCUGAUGGUACUACUUGCGGCGGCUCCAAAAUAAAUGAAUUUAUAUUACGCGGUUAUACAGUUUUGGUACAGCGAGCAGUUAUACUGUAAAAGGAACCAUGAAACCAGGUAAUCCACUGGGAACAGAAGCUCCUUAUGAUCCACGCAUUAAUCCUAUCCCUCAUUAACGCUGUAUUAUUUGUUGUUUUAGAUUAGUAUUAGUGUAGCAUGGCAUUUUUGGCCACCAGUAGUUACUGUAGGUAGUUAGUAGUUAGAAUGCAGGUAUUUUUUUCACUACAUUAGUAGUUACAAUGCCAAUGGUUUACUACGUUAGUAUUCAAGGCCUUGCUUUGGUUAGUUCACUCUAAUGUCCUUGUUUUUCAGCCUUGGAAAUAGGAACAAACAGGGACAAGCUGUAGCUUGGAGUCGGCCUCUUAUCAAGUUGAAAUAUGCUUAAAGAGGAACCUAGUCUGCACACUUGCCUUUUUUUUAAUCAACAAUGAGAGACAGGUAUGUGGGUUUAGGGGUGGUGGUGUGUGUGUACAGUACUAGUCCGUACAUGUCUUUGUGUUAAUUGGUUGGUUGCUAAUUAAACAUACACUACCGUUCAAAAGUUUGGGCUCACUUAGAAAUAUCCUUGUUUUUGAAAGAAAAGCACAAUUUUUGUCCAUUAAAAUAACAUGAAAGUGAUCAGAAAUACAGUGUAGACAUUGUUAAUGUUGUAAAUCACUAUUGUAGCUGGAAACGGCUGAUGUUUUUUUUAAAUGGAAUAUCUACAUAGGCAUACAGAGGCCCAUUAUCAGCAACCAUCACUCCUGUGUUCCAUUGGCAAGUUGUGUUAGCUAAUCCAAGUUUUUCAUUUUAAAAGGCUAAUUGAUCAUUAGAAACCCAUUUUGCAAUUAUGUUAGCACAGCUGAAAACUGUUGUGCUGAUUUAAAGAAGCAAUAAAAAUGGCCUCCUUUAGACUAGUUGAGUAUCUGGAGCAUCAGCAUUUGUAGGUUUGAUUACAGGCUCAAAAUGGCCAGAAACAAAGAACGUUCUGCUGAAACUCAUGAGUCUAUUAUUUUUCUGAGAAAUGAAGGCUAUUCCAUGCGAGAAAUUGGCAAGAAACUGAAGAUCACGUACAACGCUGUGUACUACUCCCUUCACAGAACAGCACAAACUGUCCCUAACCAGAAUAGAAAGAGGAGUGGGAGGCCCCGGUGCACAACUGAGCAAGAGGACAAGUACAUUAGAGUGUCUAGUUUGAGAAACAGACGCCUCACAGGUCCUCAACCGGCAGCUUCAUUAACUUCUACUUGCACACAAUCCCGGAUCCGGGAGCACCCUCAUCAGUAAAAAAGCUGACUAGCAUAGCCUAGCAUAGCGUCACAAGUAAAUACUAGCAUCUAAAUAUCAUGAAAUCACAAGUCCAAGACACCAGAUGAAAGAUACACAUCUUGUGAAUCAUUUCUGAUUUUUAAAAGGUUUUACAGGGAAAACACAAUAUGUAUUUCUAUUAGCUAACCACGAUAGCAAAAGACACAACUUUUUUUUUUCACCAUUUUUUUACUGCAUAGGUAGCUAUCACAAAUUCGACCAAAUAAAGAUAUAAAUAUUCACUAACCAAGAAACAACUUCAUCAGAUGACAGUCCUAUAACAUAUUUAUUGUAUAGCAUAUGUUUUGUUAGAAAAAUGUGCAUAUUUCAGGUAUAAAUCAUAGUUUUACAUUGCAGCCACCGUCACAACUCUCACCAAAGCAGCUGGAAUAACUACAGAAACCAACAUGAAAGACCUAAAUACUCAUCAUAAAACAUUUAUGAAAAAUACACGGUGUACAGCAAAUUCAAGACAAACAUCUUGUGAAUCCAGCCAAUAUUUCAGAUUUUUUAAGUGUUUUACAGCGAAAACACAAUAUAGCAUUAUAUUAGCUUACUACAAUAGCCAACCACACAACAGCAUUGAUUCAAGCCAACAGUAGCGAUAACGAAUAAACCAGCAAAAGAUAUUAAUUUUUUCACUAACCUUCUCAAACUUCUUUAGAUGACAGUCCUAUAACAUCAAAUUACACAACACAUAUAUGGUUUGUUCGAAAAUGUGCAUAUUUAGCGGCACAAAUCGUGGUUAUACAAUAUGAAUAGUAGCCAAAAUGCAAACAAAAUGUCGGGAGAAAUCUUGGGAGAGGCACCUAAUCUAAUCAAUAACUAAUCAUAAACUUGACUAAAAAAUACAGGUUGGACAGCAAAUGAAAGAUACAUUAGUUCUUAAUGCAACCGCUGUGUUAGAUUUUUAAAAUUAACGUUACUACGACAUACAGCGUGCGUUAAAGCGAGACCGCACCGAAAUUAAUGGCGGAAUAAUAAUUGAACAUUUUUCAACAGAAAUAUGAAUUCACAUCAUAAAUAGUUCUUACUAUUUGAUGAGCUUCCAUCAGAAUCUUGUGCAAGUUGUCCUUGGUCCAGAAUAAUCGUUGCUCGGUUGUAGAUUGUCGUCUUCAACUUUGGAAUUAGCAGCAAACAUUAGCCAUGUGGCGAAGACAUGUCCAACUCACCAUAACGCAGAACAAAUAUAAUACCGAAAAUCACAAUAUACUGAUAUAAACUGAUAUAACUCGGUUUAAAGUAGCUACAUUAUGAUGUUUUUAACACCUAUAUCGAAUAAAAUCAGAGCCGGAUAUAUCUAACGCCUAUAACGAGAGCUUUUCCGAAUGCAAUCCUGAGGUCUGUCUUGCGCCAUGACGAACGUUGAAAAGACUGCACACCCGGUUCCAAGAGCUUUUAUACGGCCCCAGAUCUACCUAGACACCCCAUUUCAAUUCUCACUGCUUACUGACAUCUAGGGGAAGGCGUAUGCAGUGCAUGUCGACCCAUACAUUACAUGAAAUUAAUAAACUGACCCUGGAACAGAG
Molecule: messenger RNA, 6018 nt
Organism: Salvelinus fontinalis (brook trout)
Lineage: Eukaryota; Metazoa; Chordata; Actinopteri; Salmoniformes; Salmonidae
Product: nectin-3-like
Exons: 10
Coding region: 129-1343 (404 amino acids)
Biological process (GO): heterophilic cell-cell adhesion; homophilic cell-cell adhesion
Cellular component (GO): adherens junction
Source: RefSeq, a predicted model, not a curated record